This is a messenger RNA of Penicillium malachiteum, 2817 nucleotides long. Its product is annotated as C-1-tetrahydrofolate synthase. Gene Ontology annotation, biological process: tetrahydrofolate interconversion. The record is from RefSeq and is a predicted model, not a curated record. The transcript has 5 exons. Gene Ontology annotation, cellular component: cytosol. Gene Ontology annotation, molecular function: formate-tetrahydrofolate ligase activity; ATP binding; methenyltetrahydrofolate cyclohydrolase activity. Lineage: Eukaryota; Fungi; Ascomycota; Eurotiomycetes; Eurotiales; Aspergillaceae. The coding region runs from base 1 to 2817 and encodes 938 amino acids.
AUGGCUUCCAAAAUUGAUGGCACGGCGAUUGCCAAGAGCAUUCGCGCGGGUCUUAAGACUGAGAUUGAGGAGAAGCAAGCUACUAACCCUAGGUUCAAGCCCAACUUGAUUAUCUUCCAAGUUGGCAACCGCUCGGAUUCCAGUACCUAUGUGCGUAUGAAGCUGAAGGCGGCUCAAGAGUCCAAUAUUCUCUGCACCCUGAUCAAUGUGCCCGAGACUAGCACCGAGCUGGAGCUCCUCCAGGAGAUCACCAAGGCCAACAAUGACCCCUCCGUACACGGUAUCCUUGUCCAAUUGCCCCUCCCUAGUCACAUGUCCGAGCAUACCAUCACCUCUGCUGUCGCCGACGAAAAGGAUGUUGACGGAUUCGGCGCUAUCAACAUUGGUGAGCUGGCCAAGCGUGGCGGCCGCCCACACUUCACACCCUGCACGCCUCUCGCUGUUAUGGAAUUGCUGAAGGCUAGCGGGGUUGACCCCGCAGGUAAGACGGCAGUGGUUCUGGGCCGUAGUGACAUUGUUGGCAGUCCUGUCAGCUUCUUGCUUCGCAAUGCCAAUGCUACUGUCACUGUCUGCCACUCCCAGACCUCCGAUAUUCCCAGCAUUGUGAAGACUGCCGAUAUUGUCGUUGCAGCCAUUGGCAAGGCUGAGUUUGUCAAGGCUGACUGGUUGAAGCCUGGUUGCGUCGUGAUCGAUGUUGGUAUCAACUACAAGCCUGAUGCUACUCGCAAGUCGGGUGAGCGUCUGGUUGGAGAUGUGGACUAUGAACUCGCCUCCCAGGUGGCUUCGCAGAUCACCCCCGUUCCUGGCGGUGUUGGCCCCAUGACUGUUGCCAUGCUGUUGAAGAACGUUGUCCACGCUACAAACUCAUACUUUGAGAAGCAAAAGGACCGACGCAUUACCCCUCUCCCAAUUCGCCUGCAGAAUCCAGUUCCUUCGGAUAUUGCUAUCUCUCGUGCUCAGUACCCUAAGCCUAUUACUCAGGUCGCCUCUGAGAUUGGCAUUGCCAACCACGAGUUGGAGCCCUACGGCCACACCAAGGCUAAAGUUAGCCUUGAUGUGAUCGAGCGUCUUUCUCACCGUCGCAACGGAAGAUACAUUCUGGUUUGCGGUAUCACCCCCACUCCUCUGGGCGAGGGCAAGUCUACAACUACUCUUGGUCUUACUCAAGCCCUUGGAGCCCACCUCAAUCGCAUCACCUUUGCCAACGUCCGUCAGCCCAGUCAAGGCCCGACCUUUGGUAUCAAGGGAGGUGCCGCCGGUGGUGGUUACAGUCAGGUCAUUCCUAUGGAUGAAUUCAACCUCCACUUGACCGGUGACAUCCACGCCAUUACUGCCGCUAACAACCUCCUCGCCGCGGCUAUUGAGACCCGUAUGUUCCAUGAGUCUACUCAGAAGGAUGGUCCUCUCUACAAGCGUCUGGUCCCUGCUAGCAAGGGCAAGCGCGAGUUCAAGCCUAUCAUGUUCCGUCGCCUGAAGAAGCUGGGAAUUGACAAGACCAACCCCGAUGAACUUACCGAGGAUGAGAUUAGCCGCUUUGCGCGCCUGGAUAUUGACCCUGAUACCAUUACCUGGCGCCGUGUGCUCGAUGUCAAUGACCGUCACCUGCGUGGUAUUACUGUUGGCACUGCACCCACCGAGAAGGGUCUCUCUCGUGAAACUGGCUUCGAUAUCUCUGUUGCUAGUGAAUGUAUGGCUAUUCUCGCUCUGAGCAACAGCUUGGAUGAUAUGCGUGAGCGUCUUGGACGCAUGGUUGUUGCUACCUCCAGGAGCGGCGACCCUGUCACCUGUGACGACAUUGGUGCUGGAGGUGCCUUGGCUGCCCUGAUGAAGGAUGCUAUCAAGCCUAACCUUAUGCAGAGUUUGGAGGGUACUCCUGUCUUGGUUCACGCCGGUCCCUUCGCCAACAUCAGUAUCGGUGCUAGCUCCGUCAUUGCUGACAAGCUUGCCUUAAAGCUGGCUGGAACCGAGCCCGAUGAGGAUCACGAUGCUAAGACCGGUUUUGUAGUGACAGAGGCUGGUUUCGACUUCACUAUGGGUGGUGAGCGCUUCUUCAACAUUAAGUGCCGAUCAUCGGGUCUGUCUCCCGAUACCGUGGUCAUUGUGGCUACCGUCCGUGCUUUGAAGGUGCACGGUGGUGGUCCCGAGAUCAAGCCCGGGGCUCCUCUCCACGAAAUUUACCGUACCGAGAAUGUGGAUAUUCUCCGCAAGGGUUGUGUCAACCUCCGCAAGCACAUUUCCAACGCUCGCCAGUACGGUGUGCCCGUCGUCGUGGCCAUUAACAAGUUCGAGACUGACACCGAGGCUGAGAUUGCUGUGAUCAAGGAGGAGGCGAUCGCAGCGGGUGCCGAAGACGCUAUCCCCGCCAACCACUGGGCCGAGGGUGGAGCAGGCGCCGUCGACCUGGCUAAGGGUGUUCUAGCCGCUAGCUCCAAGCCUAAGGACUUCAAGCUGCUUUACGACCUGAACGGUACCAUUCAAGAGCGUAUUGAGUGCAUCGGCACUCGCAUGUAUGGUGCUGACAAGGUCGAGUUCAGCGAAUUGGCUCAGAAGAAGGUCGACACCUACACCAAGCAGGGCUUUGCCAACUUACCCAUCUGUAUUGCCAAGACACAAUACUCGCUCAGUCACGACCCUGCCCUGAAGGGAGCACCCACCGGAUUCACUGUGCCCAUUCGGGAUGUCAGAUUAGCCGUGGGUGGUGGAUACCUGUAUGCAUUGGCUGCCGAUAUCCAGACGAUCCCUGGUUUGCCUACUGCACCGGGCUACCUUAAUGUAGACAUUGACACCGAGACCGGUGAGAUCGAUGGUCUGUUCUAG